CAGAUGCUGCCAGACCUGCAGAGUUUGUCCAGCAAUUUUUGGCUUUAAAAAUGGAUUAGUUGUGCUGGGAGAAGCCCAUCCACAGCAGGACCGAGGGGAAGUUUGAAACAAUCUCAAUGCCAUCCUCCAAACCGUCAAUCACUGGAACCCCAGCCCACUCUGAUAGUCACUACUGAUUGGAUACAAUUUCCCAAGAUGGCGGCGUUUAUGUAUUUCCGGGAAUCGGAUUGGUUUAUGCUCACGUCAAUCACCCCAGUGGUUAAAUUGGGUGCACGCCUCAUUUUGUUCACCCUUCAUCUUUUUGUCAAAUAUUUAAUACGAUAACAUUUUAAUAAAGUAAGGAGACAACAAAAGUGCUACAAACAAAACAAUGUCUUUGGAACUCUCCUAUCAAACUCUAAAAACGGCGCAUCAAGCGAGAGAGGCAGAUGAAAUUCGAUCAGAAGCCCGGCGUAAGAAUCUUUUGAUUCUAAUUUUGCACUACUUAACUGAAGAAGGUUAUAUAGAUACAGCAAACACUCUGGAACAAGAAACUAGUCUAGGAUUACGACGUUUUGAAGUUUGUGAUAAUAUUGACCUGGAGACUAUCCUAAUGGAGUAUGAAAGCUACUAUUACGUCAAAUUUCAACGGUAUCCAAAAUUAACUAAAAAAACAGCAGAUGAUGAAAAUUCAAAAUUGCAAUCACGGAGUGGAGGUAAAUUAAAGAGGACUCUAAGCUGUGCUUCUAAAGCGCUUCCUAAAAUCUCCACAGUACAGCGUCCAUGUUCCAAAACUGGAAUGAAAAAAACUGAGCAGAAAAAUCAAAAUCAGGAUAAUGGGCAGUCUACACCUCCUGAGACAUCAGAGUUUGGUUUGAAUGUGUCUACUAUUAAAGUUGGAGAUGGACUUCAUCCCAGACGGGGCCAGAUCAUUGACUUGCGAGGUAUGAUUCAAAAUGCUGUCAAAGAUUCAUCAACUGAAAUAGCAGUCAACAGCCUACAUUACAACCAAGAUCCUUCAGAACGCCUGAUAAAACCUCUGGGUGCCUUCAUCGGAAUGAAUGGUGAAUUGAGAGACCUUGCUGUUGUUGUCAGUAAGGAUAUUUAUCUACAUAAUCCAAAUGUGAGAUGGGAUGACAUAAUUGGGCUGGAGCCAGCCAAACGACUUGUCAAAGAAGCUGUUGUCUAUCCUAUUAAGUAUCCUCAGUUGUUUACUGGGAUUUUGUCCCCAUGGAAAGGACUGUUACUUUAUGGACCACCAGGUACUGGAAAAACAUUGCUCGCAAAGGCUGUCGCCACUGAAUGCAACACGACUUUCUUCAACAUUUCCGCCUCUACCAUUGUCAGCAAAUGGAGAGGAGAUUCUGAAAAACUUGUCAGGGUAUUGUUUGAACUUGCUCGAUUUCAUGCUCCCUCUACUAUCUUCCUGGACGAACUGGAGUCUGUGAUGAGCCAACGUGGUAGUGUCCCAGGGGGAGAGCACGAAGGAAGCAGACGGAUGAAGACUGAACUCUUAGUCCAGAUGGAUGGUUUGGCUCGUUCUGAUGACCUUGUCUUUGUUUUGGCAGCUUCUAACUUACCUUGGGAAUUGGACCAUGCCAUGUUACGCCGAUUAGAGAAACGGAUUUUAGUAGAUCUUCCUUCCAAAGAAGCAAGGCAAGCAAUGAUUCUUCAUUGGCUGCCUCCUGUCAGUAACAGUGGGGGUGUGGAACUUCAGACUGAACUGGACUAUAGUUUAUUAGGAGAGGAGACCAAAGGUUAUUCUGGCUCUGACAUCAAGUUGGUCUGCAAAGAGGCAGCUAUGCGACCUGUGAGAAAGAUCUUUGAUGCAUUAGAAAAUCACCAACCAGAUAUUUUCCUGAACACAUUUUAGUCACCUUACCUAUCAGUUUUGUCAGACAUGACCUACACUUUACAAAUUCAUGCUGCUUCUCUCUAAUCAACUGAAUGUUUUUUUGAGAUGUUCAAAUACUGAGUUUCGAAAUUCCCUUCACCCACCUUUCUUAAAUAGCAGAUUGAAAAAUUCCAUGCUUCAAUCGAAAGGAGUGGUUCCCAAAGCAGGAGACUUUGGAAGGUUAGAAUUACGACAUUUACAAUGUUCUCCUAAAACACUGAAUAGAAUCCAGCGAUUCCUGAAUAUUUGGCACUUUUUAAUGCUAUUAGCUUCACCAUAACUCAGUUUCCUUCCAUUAAUUUUGAUAAUUCACUGAUGCAAAAUAUUUGUUAAAUGGUGAGGCGAAUACAAGAAAAUGGCAGACAUUAGCAAUUUUCAAGAAGCCAUAUAUCUCUUCACCACCCUCUUUAUCCAAAUAAUUCAAAAAAUUGCAUGCAUUUCUUUUGAUUUCCCUUUUGUAGCUCAAUAUCUGCUGUCAUUUCUUUCCUUUGCCAUAGAGUCAGAGUCAUGGAGAUGUACAGCACCCUUUUGUCCAACUUGUCUAUGCCAACCAGAUA
Messenger RNA from Chiloscyllium plagiosum (whitespotted bambooshark), 2430 nucleotides. The record is from RefSeq and is a predicted model, not a curated record. Lineage: Eukaryota; Metazoa; Chordata; Chondrichthyes; Orectolobiformes; Hemiscylliidae.